UGUCAGGUAUAAAUGGUGAUUUUUCCCGUUAUAUGCAAUUAUACAAUUACGGAAAAUUACAAUUUGGAGAAAAUGAAAACCCGCGAAAAAGUACAUCAUAUCCGGUGUGGCAAAUCUUCGAAACUUGGUCUGCCAGAAAGAUUAACGGUCGCCGAAAUAGACGCAAACCAUGAAGAAAAUCGAAACGAUGAGUUCGAUUACACAACCAACAAGUUGGACCAAUUGAUAUCCGAUCCUAUAACGCGCGAAAAUACACGUUGGAUUGCUCGUUUGCUCGGAAAUUUUCUUCAUGAGAUAGAAGAGAAUGGAUUCAUGGUUCACAAUUUGGAUCUGGUUUCAAGACUAUUGGAGUUUGUUGCACUAAAGUCGGGCAUCUUUGCUGAAUUCAAAGUGUUGUUGAACAGGAUGCUGCGACUGUGCAAAUUGCCGCUUGUAUUGCAGAAAACAUCAGAUUCGUUGCGAUACAAUGACGCUGUGGAAUUGUACUUUUCAACACUGGGCCAUUUGAUGACAGAAGCUCUUCACAAGGAUCAUGAAAUCUUGAUGGUUCUCGAAGCUAUUUCGAAUCUGUUGGUCUUGAGGAAAAAUAAUGACCAGCUCGCUUCUGUCCCUUACCUUAAACUCGAGAUUUGUCACAAAGCAAUGGAAAAAUCAAGACUACCAAUACAUCUAAUGGAAUUGUUACGAGUAUCAUCUCUCGCAGUCUAUGACCAAGCAUUAAACGUUGUCCUUAUUCUUGUAACUACAUCCAAUAAUUGCUGCUGGAAAAUGAUGCAAGGUGGAAUAUUGGAUAUUCUCUUUGUCAGAAUGAGCGAUCCUACGGGUAAUGAAGAUAGUCUACGAGCUGCUUGUUCAAAUGUGCCACCUAUUUCCAAGCAGUACGCUCAAUCAGAAAUCAAUCGAAAAGCACUGACGAGCAACAUUGCCUGGUAUCUCAUGAGUUCGAUUCUAUUCCAGCAACAGUCCAAAAGCAACCUCUGUGCCGUUGAAAAAUUGAGUGUUCCUGCUAUCGACGCCAUGAGAAAUUUACGAAACGUAUUUCGCUAUCAAGUUAUCGAGAGUUGUAGAGGAAACAUGGCAAACCGAUCGCUGCGCAACGACCUUGCAGUUCUGAUCUUAAUGGGGUUGGCAGCUCGUCCCUCGUGGCACUUGAUCCGAUGCGGUCUCGCAGAGGACCUCAUUGUACUUUCGCUCGAUUGUCAAUCAGAAGUUGAAGCCAAUAAUGAAAAUUUAAUGUUUCGAAAAAUCCUCCUGACCGUACUUUAUCAUCUUUCGAAUCGUGGUGCGGCCAUCGCCAUAAUGGCGAAGAAGGGAGUAAUACCCGCGAUUCUCGAGAUGGUUAAUCCCACCAAAAUCGACAACGGGACUCGUCCCUCUGGGAGUAUAUCGCAAUUCUGGUAUUUGUCGGAAUUUGCCAUGAGAGUACUCGGCAGAUUGGCCAAGAGGAUGCCCGAAGAAUUUGUGCGGAGCGAGGGCCCAGCCAGGCUGUCUCUACUCGUCGAAUGGAGCCUGAACGUGGAAUUCGAUGACCGGCUGAUGAUCGAACUCGCUAGAACGAUCUGUGUCAUCGCCAACACGGAGUCUCGUUUAAUUCUCGAUAAUCUUGCCGCGGAAGGAUUAGUUCCGAUCCUCUUCAGUGAGUGCAGCAACCUUAUUGUUUCCCAUCUCUUUAAGAAUGAAAUAAUUUUUGUUGUAUUUGCUAUACGCGCCUUACAUGCAGGAUUGAUCCGUCGAAUCCUAGCGUUUGCUCUUCUGAGCAUGCAGCAUCAGAGAAUACUGACGCUUGUAUUAACAACGAUUGAGGAAAUUUCGGUGACAGAACGAAAUUGUAUUCGCAGCUGUGAUCUCUCGAGCGUUGAAACGAUCGUCCAACUGUUACGUCGAUGUUUCCAGCGACGGAGCAAGCAAGAUUUCCAGUUGGAUCAGAGGUUACUGGUGGCAAUCGGGUCUUACAUUUGGAAGCGCAUCGUUCGUUGUCCAGAGAUGAGCGACGAAUUUGUUGAGAACGGAGGGAUAUACGCGAUUCUCGACGUCAUCGAGGAGCAAGCCUCGUUCAACGCGCGCUGCGUAUUCAUCGGCAUCCUCACAGACAUGGCUUUAAACCAGUACGGUGCUCCGCAUUUCUCGACCUGGCGCGGGGCCGAUAAGACGAAAGGAUUUGUCUCGCUGUUGGCUAAAUGCUGGCGCGAGGAAGAAAUACGAAGCGGUGUCAAGCGCACUGCCGACGGUUGCAUCGACGACGUUGAACUUCCGAUAAUGGGUACGGAACAGUGGAUAAACACUAUUCGUGCGAGAUCUCCGAGCCACCACUUCAGUCCAGUUCUCUGUUCGCUUCUUGCGUCGGUCAGGCCCAAAAUUUACUGUUUGCGAAGAAUAAUCACCGGUGAGGUCGGUGCUCAUCUCGGGUAUCGCCAAUCCCGAGAGCACUAUAAAAUUUUCACUGACGAUUCCUCCCAGCUGCCGCUCGAGGACCGGAUGGCGAUGUACAUAGCGGAUCAUUUCUACAGAUUCGUCCAAGGAGAAUUGUGGGCGGAAGUUUCCCGUGAUCUCGAACAAAGCGGUUUAAAUGUAUUGGGAAUGGACGGUGAGAUAAUACAAAUGAUGAAUCAACGACAUCGAGAUUGGGGCAUGUACGUACGUGGGCUCCAGAAGGAGCUCUUGAGAGCUGAGAAAAAACGAGAAACCGAGCGAGAGCGCAAAGAAAUUGGUAAAAUCCAAGAUUCGCGACUAAGCACGGCCCUUUCCGCCCUCGACGACAUCGAUUACCUUCGACGAACUACAGAGCGCGGCUACAUGCUCGCAGUUAAUAAAUUACAAUGCGAUAAGGUCAACAAAGCUCUUAAAUUUCCCAGUAUCCUUUCCGACCGAGAACACUGUCACAGGACAUUCGAUCAGAGAUUCAAAUUUACGACGAUUUCGGAUCAGAAUCACCGCGUUUCCAGCGCAUACGGCUCGGCGAGCUCCCCCGACACUAAACUCUUGCCCAUCCUUCCAGUUUCACCGAUAAGCUCGUCGUCUUCAAAAUUAUUCGACUCGGUGACUCGUGGCUGCUCCUCGAAAACAAAUGUACAUCCCCGACGCAUGUAACUCAUAACGGGUUCGAUUUUAAUUAGGAGGAAUAAAUUUUCAUUGUCACCCGUU
Messenger RNA from Venturia canescens, 3141 nucleotides. RefSeq lists its product as uncharacterized. Lineage: Eukaryota; Metazoa; Arthropoda; Insecta; Hymenoptera; Ichneumonidae. Gene Ontology annotation, biological process: positive regulation of flagellated sperm motility. The transcript has 9 exons. Bases 13 to 3087 code for a protein of 1024 amino acids. The record is from RefSeq and is a predicted model, not a curated record. Gene Ontology annotation, cellular component: non-motile cilium; sperm midpiece.